UCGGGGCGCCUGCGCAAGUCACUCUUCCUCAGACGGCCGCCAUGGCGGGACAGGAGGAUCCGGUGCAACGGGAGAUUCACCAGGACUGGGCGAACCGGGAGUACAUUGAAGUCAUCACCAGCAGCAUCAAGAAAAUCGCGGACUUUCUCAACUCGUUUGAUAUGUCUUGUCGUUCAAGACUCGCAACACUAAAUGAGAAAUUGACAGCCCUUGAACGGAGAAUAGAGUACAUUGAAGCACGGGUGACAAAAGGUGAGACACUCACCUAGAACUAUGCCAUCCUGCUGCUGGGAAGUUGCUUUACAGAACACAGGCCACGUGGGAAAGGCCCCAGCAGCCUUCAGCUCCUUAUCUCCUUAAAGAACAAUAGGGCUUUUUCUUGUUUUCCUUUUUUCAAAAGUGUGGCCUUUGGGCUCUGCCAUGUACAUCUUGGGAGUGUGAUGUGGCAUGGGGGAGAAGUCCAUGGGAACUCUUGGAAACAACAUUAGACAUUUUACCUUUUCAUAACAUUUUAUGGAACUACUUGUUGAUGUAUUUGAGGUGUUCAAAGCCAAAAGUCUGAGAUUCUUUAAGGUACUUCCACCUCUCACUGUUUUUCUCUCAGACUUUCCUCUUUGCCUCUGCACUGAUUUAGUGGACAGUCUUUGUCUCCUCCCCACCUUGGAUGGGAGGUGGGGGCAGUCCUGAUUGAGAUACUUGUGCCCUGGCAGUGGCUGCCAGAGAAUGUUGUUGCUAACCCAUGAUUUCCUUUUUGGGGGAGAUCAAGGCCAGGACCCCACUUGGCUUGAAGGGACAUCUUCAGAGUUUUCUUUCUGUCACUUGGGAUGUCUGUGCCUCUCAUAUUUCCUUAAUAAACUCCUCAACUUUAUGUGGCUGCUUUGAUUAUGGUGGGGAGAGGAACUAGAGAUGGUUUUAUCUAGUUCACAGAGCAUGAUAUGUAGGAUUAUUAUUCUAACUUAAAACUUUCAGAUGUAGCUGUUUGAUUCAAAGCCUAGGUAGCUUACCAGCCUGAGCCCUGGUUUUUGGACUUCAGCUGACUAAUUCAUCCUGGGUAUUGUUUGGUCAUUCAGCAGGUUACCAAGUAUUAUUAUGUAGGCACAUUAUAUACCAAUAAAAGAAAGCAUUGAAUCAGA
This is a messenger RNA of Sciurus carolinensis (gray squirrel), 1133 nucleotides long. It is a transcript of the gene Brk1, whose product is annotated as BRICK1 subunit of SCAR/WAVE actin nucleating complex. Gene Ontology annotation, molecular function: protein-containing complex binding. Gene Ontology annotation, cellular component: SCAR complex. Lineage: Eukaryota; Metazoa; Chordata; Mammalia; Rodentia; Sciuridae. Gene Ontology annotation, biological process: regulation of actin polymerization or depolymerization; cell motility; actin filament organization. The record is from RefSeq and is a predicted model, not a curated record. The coding region runs from base 42 to 269 and encodes 75 amino acids. The transcript is spliced from 3 exons.